Molecule: messenger RNA, 3418 nt
Organism: Ixodes scapularis (black-legged tick)
Lineage: Eukaryota; Metazoa; Arthropoda; Arachnida; Ixodida; Ixodidae
Gene: dco
Product: casein kinase I
Exons: 6
Coding region: 390-1631 (413 amino acids)
Biological process (GO): peptidyl-serine phosphorylation; endocytosis; signal transduction
Cellular component (GO): cytoplasm; nucleus
Molecular function (GO): ATP binding; protein serine/threonine kinase activity
Source: RefSeq, a predicted model, not a curated record
GGCAACAUUCAUCCGGGAACUCGCUCACUCGCUGUGCGGAGUUUCUGGCGCAUGCGCAGAGUGGUCGCUACAAGAUUUGUUGCGAAAAGAGUGAUGCGAUGUUUCUGAAAAAUCCGAGGAAUCCUCAGUCCGAAUCGACUCCAACAGUAUGAAAAUUAUGCGGAAAGCUACUUCGAUACUUGUGUAACGCCAAACAACACGUCCCGAGCCGCUGGACGCCCUUCGACUGCGAGGUGAAGCACUGUGAAGAGUACGAUAUUGUCCAAGAUUCGCCCAGAAUCCUCCAAGAUGGCGGCGUAUUUUUGUUGAAAAAAAAGAAAAAAAAAAAAAUUGACAGGGUACCCCCGAUUCGUUCUGUGGACCGAACGGCCGCCUAACCGUCGCACGAAAUGGAGCUGCGAGUCGGUAACAAGUACCGAUUGGGACGGAAAAUCGGCAGCGGUUCCUUCGGGGAUAUUUAUCUGGGGACCAACAUCACAACGGGCGAGGAGGUGGCAAUCAAGCUGGAGUGCAUCAAGACGAAGCACCCGCAGCUGCACAUCGAGUCCAAGUUCUACAAGAUGAUGCAGGGCGGGGUGGGCAUCCCGCUGAUCAAGUGGUGCGGUUCGGAGGGGGACUACAACGUCAUGGUGAUGGAGUUGCUGGGGCCCUCCCUGGAGGACCUGUUCAACUUCUGCAACCGCAAGUUCUCCCUCAAGACAGUCCUGCUGCUGGCGGACCAGCUGGUCUCGCGGGUCGAGUACAUCCACUCAAAGAACUUCAUCCACCGGGACAUCAAGCCGGACAACUUCCUCAUGGGCCUGGGCAAGAAGGGCAACCUGGUGUACAUCAUCGACUUUGGGCUGGCCAAGAAGUACCGGGACUCUCGGACGCACAACCACAUCCCGUACCGGGAGAACAAAAACCUGACGGGCACGGCUCGCUACGCCUCGAUCAACACGCACCUGGGCAUCGAGCAGAGCCGUCGGGACGACCUCGAGUCCCUCGGCUACGUCCUGAUGUACUUCAACCGGGGCAGCCUGCCCUGGCAGGGCCUGCGGGCGGCCACCAAGCGCCAGAAGUAUGAGCGCAUCAGCGAGAAGAAGAUGUCCACCCCCAUCGAGGAGCUCUGCCGCAGCUUCCCCUCGGAGUUUGCCACCUACCUGAACUACUGCCGGUCGAUGCGCUUUGACGAGAAGCCCGACUACUCCUACCUGAGGCAGCUGCUACGCAACCUCUUCCAUAGGCAGGGCUUCACCUACGACUACGUCUUCGACUGGAACAUGCUCAAGUUUGGAGGCAGUCGCAGCAGCGGCAGCCAGCAGCAGGCAGCGCCCCAGGGUGCCGGGGUGUCGGACGGUGCCCCGGCCACCACCCUGGGGGUGGUCGGGGGGGAAGGGGGACCCACCCCGGGUGGAGAUCACCGUCCCCACCCGUCCACGGCCGCCUCCAGGGGCCUUCCCCCGACCACGGCAUCGGGGUCCCAGAGGCCCAGCUACCGGGGGACCUUCCUCACAGGCAUGAACGGAGAGCAGCACGGCACCCCAGCCCACGCGGCUCCCCCGUACCCUCCCUGGCGGAAAAGCGAGCACCACAACCCACCCUCAGGGGCCCUCACAAAGAGCGGCGUGGCCAAGGCGUCGGACAGGUAGACGACCGCAAGAGGAGCAGGAAGAAGCAUCAGCACUGACAACGCCGCUCCCUCCCCAGUUGUGCCCCCCUCUGACCCCCGGGAAGAGAGGGAGAGGAGGGGAAGGCAAUCCCUCCCCCCUCCCCUUCCUUCGGAAAUCCGGCGACGACGCUCCACGGGUCCUCCGCGGAGCGGAAUGCGAGGCAGGGCGGGGGGACGCGGAAGGCCCGAGAGGCAGCGAAGGAAAACUUGGACUUUUCGCAAAUUUGUGUCCGCCGGGGUCGGUCAGCGUCCCGCUCUCUGCCACCGACCGCCGAGCGCGGAUCUCACCGCAGCGACUAUUAAAGAAACGGGAGGGGACGCCCACUCGAGUCGAUAGAUUUUCGGUGACGAGAGAAGACGCUCUCGUUUGUAUUUUUGUGGAGGGAGUUUUGCGUCGCGUAGGAGUGUUUUGCGGGUUCGACGGGCGCUCCGCGCGUCUCCCAUGGAGCUUGCGACUCGAAGCUUGGCGGCUCCGUGUUUGAGUGCAGAAGCGUCGUCUCCGGGUUGUGGAAGGGGGCGGGGGGGGGGGAGGAGUUGUUUUUGGAAUGUGCGCCGAGUCUGGGAGGCGCGCGUACCCCGCUGCCGUGCUAACGCUGCCGUCUUGUAUAAAUUUCUGGAGAGGAUUGAAAGCGCUGUCUCAAAGAACGAAGCGCUGUUCCGACCGGAGCGCCGACCGUUGCCAGUUGCCGUCUCGUUGAUGUAAAUACCGACUUUUUUUUUUCCUUUUCUUUUUUUUUUUUUUUUUUUUUUUUUUUUUUUUUUUUUUUUUGUGCGUGUGUGUUGGAGAGACGCGUGGCGACGGUCUGGAAAGUCGUUUCAAAGAUCUCUCGGAGGGAGGAGUCCGCAAAAAGAGACGGGCCCCCUUUCCCCCCCCGAGUAUUUUUUAUCCUCCGACCUUCCUCGUCUCAAAGUUUGUCGGGUCGGCUUGCAGCGUCCUAGGACAUUAACAGCGUUGGUUGGGGGCUUUUGGAGUGGCUCGUGCUUGUAGGAAAGGGUCCCCGUCUUGGUCCCGUGUGUCUCAGACAGCCAGGAGGAGCUCUAGGACACUAACAAUGCUGGCUGGAGUUUGGAACGGUGCCCAGAAAGAGAUGGGGGGGUGUGUCUUCGUAAACGUUCCCACGGGAAGUUCCGGGACACGGUGGUUUACGAUGCGGUUAUCGGUCCCAAUAUGGACGAUCUUGUGCAUCGUGCCUCCAGCUUGGGUGUUUGGGGGAGGAUAAAAUGCUAGGAAAGGAUGGCACGACUGUUGUCCUAGGGCAUCUCGGGAGGUCCGAGCGUGUCCUUGCAUGGCCAAGGAGUUUUUGUAGGACCUUAGAUAACGACGCCGGAUGGUACUCCGAACGGCUCGAAGGCAAGCCGCCCUCGUCUGCUAGGUUGUCGCGUGCACGCCCUGGGACACAGUGGGCAGUCCCAGGACAAAGGAAAUGACAAACGAGAACUCGGUAAUGGCUGCUGUUGCGAAGAACGAAUGGAUGCGGUGGAAGCAACAGAAAUCUAGGAAAAACUUUUUUUUUUGUGGUUUCGUCGUAGGAAUGAAAGAACUUUUGUAAAGCACCGAGUAUCCUUGUGUGUGCAUGUGUGUGUGUGUGCGCGUGCGUGCAUGUUACUGCUCGUGAAUUGAGUCAAGUUUUUGUUUUAACAUUUUUAUAUACAUAGUAUGCUGAAAGGAACGACACAUCAAAAAGGAAAAAAAAUGAUGAUGAUGGCGCUUUGUUUGACUUUUGUCUAAACCGAGUAAAUAAAUAUAUUGAAUGUAUCAAAACCGGA